Coturnix japonica (Japanese quail) is the source of this 769-nucleotide messenger RNA. Lineage: Eukaryota; Metazoa; Chordata; Aves; Galliformes; Phasianidae. The record is from RefSeq and is a predicted model, not a curated record.
GUUCUGCAAAAAGCACGGGGGGAACAAAGGAAUAAAUGAAUCCAUCUGUGGAUAAACUGCGAUAAGAGCUGCGAUAAGAGCUGCGAUAGGAGCUGCGAGCAGCAGAGCGAGACAGCCGGGGCCGAGCAAAGCGCUCGUGGCAAUUGGGCCGUUGGCUCCUUCCCUACCGUUAUGGGCGGAAGGAACCGGCCUCCUCCCGGCCGCUGUCGGAUCCCGGCGCUGCUCCAUGUCCGCCCCAACGCAGGACGCAAAGACUCACCUGCAGGUGCUGCAGGACCCCGGUUUGCAGCCCCCCGCUGCUGAGGGCGAUGCCAACCCCGCUGCCGAGCCGCAGGGAAAGAGCAAGAAGAGGAAAAGCACGAGCAACACGCAGCCGUGCAAAAAGGUCCCACCUCGGGACGCGCUGGGCCGGCUGCCACGUCUGCGCCCCUUGUAUCAGUACAUCAACCUCAGCACGGAGCUGAUGUGCCCAGCAGGAGGGGAAGGGGAAGGCAGGCAGCAGCACACAGCCAGCACUGACAGGAGAUGCUCAGAGCUGCAGCAGGAUCAGCAAUCCUCUACCUGGAAAGCAUUGCAGGAAGAUGCUGAACUGCCACUGGUGCAGCUGGAGGGAACAGCGCGUCAUUUACACCCAUCUGCUUCCUUCCUUCAGCCCACAGCUGAUGAGUGCUCAGAGCCAAGGACCAAGCAGGCUCCCACCCUUUAGAACAGCACAUCAGGACACUUGUUUAUGUUGAAAGGAAAUAAAUACCUGCAAGUAAAUGUCUCA